GAAUCAAAACAAAAGGCGAAAAAAUAGAAUUCUUAUUUUUUUAGCAUGCGAAAUGGGCAAAUUGUUUUCGGAAUUAAAUAAAUAAUUGUCCGUUGGCUUUGCAACAAAGUCAACAUGAAGCUGUACAAGCUGAACACGCACACGCGUGGAUGCAAUAAAUCCUACGAUGCGGACCUGGUGAUGAAUCUGAAGGACCAUCCCAACGCCAAUGUGGGCGAUGUCGUCGAGAUCUAUGCCCCCGACGAGGAGAAUGGCACCCACCUGCUGCUCCAGAUCACCGAGUUCAACGGCAGCUGUGGCCGGGAUGUGAUCAGCAUCGAAUCGGGCAUCGCCAAUGCCUUUAAGAUGCGUCAGUACUCCAAUGUGGUGAUGAGGAUAGUCAACCCGGCGGAUGUGGCCCUGGACUCCAUAGAGAUCACCUUCAAGGACCAGUACAUGGGACGUUCGGAAAUGUGGCGCCUAAAGACCUAUUUGACUGACACCUGUGUGUAUGUAAACAAGAAGAUAGACUACAACGACAUGCAGAUCCGGUGCCAGGUGUACGAGAUGUGGUCGCAGGGCGAGCGCGUGGCCAGCGGCGUCAUCACGGAGGACACCAAGAUCGUCUUUCGCAGUAGCACCUCCAUGGUCUAUCUUUUCCUGCAGAUGUCCUCCGAGAUGUGGGACUUUGACAUUCACGGAGACCUGUACUUUGAGAAGGCUGUGAAUGGCUUUCUGACUGAGCUUUUCCAGAAGUGGCGCAAGCUGAGCUGCAACCACGAGGUGACCGUAGUGCUCUUCUCCCGCACCUUCUACGCGGCUAAAUGUCUGGAUGAGUUCCCCGAACACAUGCGCGACUGCCUGCAGCAAGACUACAAGGGUCGCUUCUAUGAGGAUUUCUACCGCGUGGCCAUCCAAAACGAAAGAUGUGACGACUGGUGCACUGUGCUGGGACAGCUGCGCAAGCUGUUCACUUCCUACCAGGCCACAGUGUUGCGCUACCAUGAAAGGGAGAAUAUGAAGAUCCCUCCGGCCACGAAUUCCUCUGCCACGCAGGGCAACUUUUUAGAGGUGCUGAACAUCUCACUGAACACCUUUGAGAAACACUACCUGGAUAGAACCUUCGACCGCACCGGGCAGCUUUCUGUGGUCAUCACCCCGGGAGUGGGGGUCUUUUCCGUGGAUCGGGAGCUUACCAACAUCACCAAGCAGCGCAUUAUCGACAAUGGAGUGGGCAGCGAUCUGGUCUGCGUGGGAGAGCAGCCCCUGCAUGCGGUUCCAUUGCUUAAAUUCCACAACAAGGACACUACUUUGACCUCCGCUGAUGACUACUCCCUGCCGCACUGGAUUAACCUGAGCUUUUACUCUACCAAUAAGAAGAUUGCUUAUUCCAGUUUUAUACCCAGAAUCAAACUGCCUCUCUUUGGCUCACAGCUAACGCUCCACGAUGGUGUGGGCGACGGCGAGGGCGAGGAGAACGAGCGUCACUUCCUUAGCUGCAAUCAGUCGGAGUACAAGCACAACUCGCUCUUCGACUACGAUGCUUAUGACGAGCAGAUCUUCCAGCCGCUGCCCGCUCAAAGUACUUGCUCCUUGCAGCGCGUGGUGCGUGCCAAGAAGACUUCGGUGCCCAGUCUGGAGACCUAUGCUUAUAGGAACAACGACUGGGAGAACCUCACGCCCACUCAGAUCCCGGCCAUGCGGCGCAAGAUGUCCGACCCAGACAUUCACCACGGCACCUCAGCAAUGCUGGCGGCAUUGCAGCCGGAUACCACGAAUCUCUCAGAGUCACUGGCUUCAGAGAAAAACUCCCGGCGGACGAUCGUCAGCAUUGCUCCCAUAGUGCGUCCCGGCCGUGCCCUGAUCAAUCCCUUUGAUCCCUCGCAAGUGACCAUCAAACUGACCUCCAAUCGUCGUCGAUGGACGCACAUCUUUCCAAAGGGUCCAACCGGUGUGCUUAUACAGCAGCAUCACUACCAAGCGGUGCCGGCGAAAGCUCCACAAGCAGGUCAGCAGAAACCCUUGCAGCAGAUCCAGAACAACAGCCAGUCUGGGUGCAACAACAACAACGAGCAGGACGAUUACGGAUGCGAGAGUGCAGAGCAGUACGACCGAGUGUCCAGCCAUUCGCUGCUGAGCAAGUCAGCCUCCUCGCAGAGCUUUGUGAUGGGUGAUGAGAAGAUGGACUUUUUCAAGAGGCGUCAGAACUCGCUGAUGAACGCCCAGCCCGCCAAUGUGCCCAACCUAACGGCCACCCAGGCGAAGUCCUACCUCUGGGGAGCCACCGGUGAGCAGGAAUGGACGCCAGCAAUUACCACGGUCAAGCAUCUGAGGCCGAUCGUCGAGGGCGAGCAUCAUCAUCUGGGCGGCCUGGAGGCCCUAAGGGCUGUAGACCCGCCCCCCGAGCCGGAGGCGGAGGCGGGCGGCGGAAGAGGAAAGAUCAUCAUAGGCGUCGACUGGAAGUCGCUCACGAUCCCCGCCUGUCUGCCCAUCACCACGGACUACUUCCCGGACAAACGUUCUCUGAAUAACGACUAUGUGAUCUCGGAUUAUACCCUGCUGCCCGAUGAUGUGAAUCAUGAUUAUGCCCAGAGUAGAGCUGUCUACCGGAAGCCCCUGUCCACGGAGGAAGUGUGCAAGGAGAUCGUGUCGCAGCGCCUGGCUCAGGGCUUCCAGCUGAUUGUGGUCGAUGAGAAGCCCCCGUCGGCGGGCGGUUGCUCCUCGGGAUCGGCCGUGCUGCCAGUGAAGCCUCCGUGUGAGAUUAACAAGGAGUACCUGCUCUCCAUUGGCCGCAUCUUUCACAAGAUCUCUCUGAGCGGUUCUGUGAUCACGGUCACGGGCUACAGACCCAGACACCCUUAUCCCCCCAUAAAUGUGGACUACCGGUACCGCUUCCAUGCCCCACAGCACGAGACCUACGAAAUCUCCGGCGUGAAUUUCACCACGGAGAAGCUGGAGAACUUUAACUGGAACCACAUGGAUCUGUACAUCUGCACGCGUGGUGAUGUGGAUUACCCACUAAUGGAGAGCCUCAAGUACUGGCGCUAUCGCAUGUACCUGCUGCCCAGGGAGAACAUUGUGACCAAGAUCGCCAGCUGCCAGCGCUGCGACAUAUUCCCCGAUGUGACUGCGGAUAAUACCCGGGAACAGGUGGAGGACUUUGUCCGCCUUAUCGAGGCGGUCAGCAAGCUGAAGCGCCAAUAUGCGCGCAAGGCGAGAGACAGCCCCAUCGCCCACAUAACCAAGCGGAGACACAGUACCAGCAUUAUAUCCAGGCCUCAGCCUAACCAGGGACUCACGAACUCUCCGUUCCGGGAGCGAGUCGGCAGUAAUCGACUGCCGGAAAAGCGACCCAGCAUUAAUGUGCGUCCCAAAUUGGAAAACGGAAGGAUUCCUCGUAUAUUUCCCGCCACCGAUGCAGUGGCAGCUGCAGGAAUCGCCGCCAGAGAUGACCAGGAUGACGGCUUCCACGUUGACAUCCAAUUCAGUCCGAAUGCCACGCUGGCCGAGAUCUUUGAGGCCAUGAAGCAUCCAGUGAACGGAGUGGGCUUCUUCUCCCAGACCCAGUCACUGCCCUCCUGCACUUUUGUGUCCUACGAUGCGCUGAUGUGGCUGAAGACCCGCCUCAACAAUGGACGACAUCAUCCCCUGGAUUUGCUGGAGGCCAUGCGAAAGGAGCGCAUGAUCUGCCAUGCCUCUGGUGACUGGAAGAAGCCUGUGGUGCCUGGUUUUGUCUUCUACUAUGUGGUGCAGCAGGACAAGAAUGCCAAAGAUUACGCCGCACCUUUGGGUGACUACAGCGCCUUUGUCAACGAAUGGCUGGAGAUUGAGUUCCAGGGCUGCAGCUUCCUCUGGCACGAUGAGCCGGUGACCACCCCAGUGCCCAAUUUCCUGAGGGACUGUCCCGCCCCCCAAUCCUGGACAGAAACCUGCAGUAACAAGCGCGUCUAUCGCCAGUCGCAUCUGGAGAUCGAUGUGAACCAGAAGAGCGAUCGAAUGGAGUGGGGUCAUGUCAAGCAUCACACAGUGCUGCAGCCGAGAUUCGCCUUUGAGAUUGUGGUGGAGUGGGUCACCUCAUCGGGUCCCAUAGUGGCUGAUUUGAUUGGCGGCUGGAUGCGCAAGGCGAAUCAGUUUAAUUUCCUGGUAUCAGUGCCAGCAGAUCCAAUGGCAGAGCCUUUCACCAAGAAGUCAGAUCCUCUGAGGGGACCUAUAUUCAUUCCGCUAUGCACUACAUUCCUGUCCAAUGGAGCUGCUCUUUUCGAUGAAUUUCCCGAGGAUAGCAGAUCGGAUCGCAUGUUGUUCUUGCAGGAGGCCAUCUUGGCCAAGUUUGGAUUUUUGCCCUGCGUUUUGGAAAAGAAAUACAGUGUCGGCAAGGAUCUACCAAAGGAGUAUCAGUAUGUGCACUGCACGGGCAACAUGUUUGCUUUGAUACGCUGCGCCACGAACAAUUACCAGGUGGAAUCCCCCAUUCUGCAGGAGGCGAAUGUCACGCGCUGCGUCUAUGGUCACACGAACAACACCAAUGUGCCCAAGAAAGUGGGUUUCCUGUGGGCCUGGAAUCACAUGAUACCCAACAAGAAGUGGAAGGCCCAGACUAUCAACAACUCCGCAGACGGGGAGCUCUUUCAGCUUAAGAUGCUGAAGGACUUCCGCGAGUUCUGCUCGAACAGCGAUCAGCGCCUGUCCACUUUCUGGGCACAAUCCCAGGAACUGAAGCGCAGGGCCCAGAAGUUCGAGAAUAACAACAAUAACACCGACGAGUUGAAGAUCAGAGCUUAGAGUACAAGUGAUUCGCUUUUUAGAUUGUACAUAAACAAUAUAAAGACUAUAAAUAAAUCGGAUCGAAUAUAAGCCUAA
Molecule: messenger RNA, 4836 nt
Organism: Drosophila subpulchrella
Lineage: Eukaryota; Metazoa; Arthropoda; Insecta; Diptera; Drosophilidae
Gene: Iml1
Product: GATOR complex protein Iml1
Exons: 21
Coding region: 115-4758 (1547 amino acids)
Biological process (GO): positive regulation of autophagy; cellular response to amino acid starvation; negative regulation of TORC1 signaling
Cellular component (GO): lysosomal membrane; GATOR1 complex
Molecular function (GO): GTPase activator activity
Source: RefSeq, a predicted model, not a curated record